Molecule: messenger RNA, 1206 nt
Organism: Rotaria socialis
Lineage: Eukaryota; Metazoa; Rotifera; Eurotatoria; Philodinida; Philodinidae
Source: the annotation of a GenBank genome assembly
UAUUUUUGACGGGCGUCAGGAUGGUACAGCAUGUCUAGACUUUUUUUCGAAAAAGACUACGCAUGACAAAUAGAAUGACUCCAGUCACUUUCAUAGUCCGGACGGGCACUAUGGACUAUACGAGAUUUCAGACUAGUUCUGUACUAGGACAUUUUGUGAAAAAGACUAGACUAGACGGCCGACUUGUCUAGAAAAAAGACUAGUCUUUUUACUAGUAUUUUGGUCACCUGGGUACAUAGCCUUUUUUGCUACAUUCGGUGCUUUGGUAAGCUGAGGAGAUUAUAGACUUUUCAUUUAAAAUAUUUGUCUUUUGAUCAUCUAGGCUUGGCAUUUAUUACUAUUUGAAUCAUCCGUAGAUAAUCUAUAUCAGCCUAUUCUUGCUAAAAGGCAUGUUGUCUUACAGCAGCAGAAGAACAUAUAGCUGAUGGCAAUGUGCGAGGAAAAGUGUGUUUCUUUGUUUGUACUCGAUUAUUGUCGACACAUUUUUUUCUCAAAUUACAAUACAAUCAAGAUGAUGCCUCUCUUUUGUUUGCUCAAUGCAGUCGCCGACCUGACGAAAAUCAGUUGAUUAAACCACUUUAUAAGACAAAUGUUGAGAAGCUUGAAGCUGAAAGAGAAUUUCAAAGUAAAAUUUUCCAUGCUACACACCAAAAAUUAUCCUAUUAUAAAAAAAUAAUUAAUACUUUACGAUCAAAAUCGGAAGCACAGACUAGAUUACAAGAUUACAUAUCUCAAAUGCCUAUUAUAAUUGAAGUCAUUCAUUUUAAGACUGAAUUAUGCAAUCCAGAAUCGACUCGAUACUCUUUGAAAAUUUUACGACGGUUACUGGAUUCAUUUCAGUUUCUGAAAAUGACUCGAUAUAUUUAUGCUCUAAAUCAAUUUCAUCUUCUCUUAUAUCGAACUUUUACUCAAUUGAUUGAACGAGAAGAAUUUCAUGCUAUUACAUUAAAACAAUUAUAUGAACGAGCAUGCCAAUCUUCAAGCAAUGUAUGUCAAUCCAAUCUAGAAACUAAAUAUAUGACGAUCAUUAAAAACAGAAUUGAAGCUGUUAAUGCUUAUCAUGCAUUUCCCGAUGGACAAAUUCGACCAGAUGCAUGUGACAUAACUCAACAUUUUGAAACCAUAUCCAUGGAAACACCAGUUAGUUAUCUCGUCGAAACAGAAAAUACCGAUGAAGGGGAUAUCAUUAUGCGUAUAUUAAGGUAA